This is a messenger RNA of Pieris rapae (cabbage white), 4481 nucleotides long. It is a transcript of the gene eya, whose product is annotated as developmental protein eyes absent. Gene Ontology annotation, biological process: multicellular organism development; positive regulation of DNA repair; cell differentiation. NCBI's taxonomy places the organism in Eukaryota, Metazoa, Arthropoda, Insecta, Lepidoptera, Pieridae. Bases 800 to 2701 code for a protein of 633 amino acids. The transcript has 15 exons. The record is from RefSeq and is a predicted model, not a curated record. Gene Ontology annotation, cellular component: nucleus. Gene Ontology annotation, molecular function: protein tyrosine phosphatase activity.
UGAUGUCUCCAACCUGCUGCCCGAAGAUCCAGCUAGCAUCAGGUAAAAUAUGACACCAUAGCACAAUCUAAUACACAAAAUAAUAUGUAAUUCAAUAGAGAAUAGCAAAAAAUGAGCAACCACACAUCGCGGAAUGGUUACUAGAACCGCCUCUUAAACGAGAGGGACCGAGAUAGAUAUAGUGUCCCAUUUCGUAUCGGAGCUACGUCUUUAAAUUACACGUUCUCAUAGCCUUGUAGUCGACACAUUGCACACAGAACGCUGAAACAUCCAUAUACUCUCAUUGAAUUAUAAACCGUAAUACAUAGGUGCAAAGCUUAGUUUUAAAUAAAUUAUAUUGCACUUACGACGUUACGUAGCCAAGGUGAAAUUUAGUAACGGGGGGUGUUCGACAUGGACACCAAAGUCGGGUUUAGAAUUUCAGUACGGUUUGAGAUAGCUACGGGGAGCUUUGUUAGUUCGAUUGUUGACGAUUUUUUUACGUUCGUAACAAAUUUAAGUUGAAAACCGGUUUUUUUGUGUGUGACGAUAUUUUGUAGUGCGCCGUUUUAGGUAAGUGUGGUGAAAUUGAACUGGUGUGGAACUGGGCAUGUUUUUUGAUGCAUGCGAUGGUUGCAAAUGAGUUAAUUUAUCGAAUGCGGGAAUGCAGACAUUAAGAAUUGAGAGACAAAAAAGUAAUGUGUGCAUUCAGUGAGUGGACGUAAAAAACAUUGUGCCAAUCCAAUAUGCCGCGAACUGUGCCCCGCGCAAAAGACUGUCAAAGUGACAUUGACGUUUGUGUGAUCGGAAUGUAAUCAGCAUGGUGACAUUGAUGCCGUGUAGCUACCUCAGCGGCGGGUCCCCGCGAUGCAGUUUGGACACAGAGCCCAAGACGAAACGACCAAGAUCGGAUACAGGCACAGAUGUUAGAUUACAAAGUGAAGCGGCUAGUCCUGGAUCAGAAUCAACAUCAGACUCCCCACCAUCCUUGCUCCAGGAUGCAAACCUUCCCGCACUGCUAGCCACCACCUACCCCAAUACAUCCACCAGCUCGCUAACCGGUGACGUCCUAGGCUUGUCUGAGGUGGAAAAUCUCAACGGAUGCCCCAGCUCAUUGCCACUGCCAUUGACCUCAACUGGCCUUUCCACCUCCACUUCUGCUGUGGCUUGGUUGAUGAAUGAAGAUAGUACGGGUGGUGGUGUGAAGAGCGAAGUCCGAAGUCCAGGGCUUUGUGACGCGGACGUCGCCUUGUACGGGGAGACUCUACCGUACGACCAGUCCGCGUUGUCUUAUCAGUAUUACAAUAGUAUGCAACAAUAUGGCGGUGGAGGUGCUGCAUCAUCCUACGUCAGUUCCUCCUUGUACAACCAGCCCUAUGGCGCUUACCCAACUGCGCACAAUUCUAACAAUAGGCCGUCGUGCAAAGGGACGCCAACGUACCUGAGUGCGUACGGCGUGGGCGGUGUCGGUACAGUACCGAGCGCAGGUUUUGGAACCCAACCAUCCCCCUAUGCGUAUUCUUCGUAUAACAGCGGACUGGCGCAGUCAUUUUCAAAUACCCAACAGGACUACGGAAGUUACGCAACCGGCUAUGCAGAUCACGGCGUUGCCCAAUAUGGCGGUUACUACGCAACCCCUAGUUAUUCACCCUACGUUAGUUCACCAAGCAGCAGCGGUAGCGCAGGACACACUUCUUAUCACCUCGGUGGUACUUUAGCAGAUUCACCGUCAACAAUGCUUCCAUCAAUUAAUGACACACCUCUAUCACCAAUUAAAAAUGAAAUACAUGCUGCCAGUAGAAGGUGUAGGGAAAACUCAGGAGAAAGCACAGCAUCAAGAUCUCGUGGGCGAGGAAGGAGAAAUACAUCAUCAUCACCUGCCCAACAUGUUCCUGAGCCAACUACCGAAAGAGUAUUUAUCUGGGAUCUCGAUGAGACAAUUAUCAUAUUCCACUCUCUGCUGACUGGAACAUAUGCUACAAAGUACAAUAAGGACACACAGCAAAUAGUACAACUGGGCUUCAGAAUGGAGGAGAUGAUUUUCAGUCUAGCAGACACACAUUUCUUCUUCAAUGAUGUUGAGGACUGUGACCAGGAACACAUAGACGCUGUGGCAGCAGAUGAUAAUGGCCAGGACUUAUCUGCCUACAAUUUCGCAUCCGACGGUUUUCACGCAGGGGCAGCACCUAAUGCAGGCUUAUGCGCCCCUGGUGUAAGAGGCGGAGUAGAUUGGAUGAGAAAGUUAGCGUUUCGAUACCGAAAAAUUAAGGAUACAUACAAUAACUAUAGGAAUAGCGUGGGCGGCUUACUUGGACCAGCGAAACGUGAGCAGUGGUUACAAUUACGAGCAGAACUGGAGCAAGGCACAGAUAACUGGUUGACUUUGGCCUGCAAGUGUCUUAAUAUGAUCAAUUCUAGAGAAAAUUGCGUAAAUGUAUUGGUGACGACAACGCAGCUAGUACCAGCGUUAGCCAAGGUGUUGCUGUUCGGCCUCGGAGGAGUAUUCCCUAUCGAAAAUAUAUAUUCUGCUACCAAAACAGGCAAGGAAACAUGCUUCGAGAAAAUCAAGCAGCGUUUUGGAGAGAGGUGUACCUAUGUCGUAAUAGGAGAUGGACAAGACGAAGAGGCUGCGGCUAAAGCUAAGAAUUAUCCGUUUUGGCGGAUAUCCGGACACUCGGAUAUAGCGGCUCUAUACAACGCAUUGGAUAUGGGCUUCUUAUGAUCUGCUGUUACCCUGGUACAUGGAAAUUUGUAUAUAAACAUUAUCCUGCCGUGGAUUCGAUUUUUGAGUAUUAUUUUGAUGUGGUGGUCCUCGCAUUCCCCGGGGCUCUACUUUGGACAUAUACUUCUUAUGUUUUUCUGAUAACCUGGUAUUUCGGUACAAGUUGUUUGAAAAUCUAUAUUUUCUACAUUUGAGCGUAUUUAUUAAUUUAAUUUACAAGCAGGCUUGGUUCUACUCACAGGAAUUUCAGGGAUUUUAUAAAUGAAUAUAGAAAAUAACAAAAAUGAAAAAAUCUACUCUCAUAUUAUUUAUCUGUUAUGAUUUUUAAGGUCUUAAUUUGGCCUAAAGUAAGCAAAUAGUUUUUCUAACUUUCGUAUUUUUUUACCUUACUCUCUGAAAAUAUUUUUAUUCUAGACUCGCAAUAUGAACACUGACAAUAGUAUGAAUAAGUUUACAAAUAACUUUUAGAGUCAAGUUCAUGGAGUUAACGACCCGUUUUUGAAAGCUUAAUCGGACUGUUAAAUUAACGAUCAAAUGUUUUAUUUAUUGUCAUUCAAGUGGCUUUGACUACGACGUUGAAACAUAUCUAAAGUAUAUAAAUAAUUCAUUUCUAAUUUUACGGAGCUGGGAUGAGGCGAUUAAAAAAUAUCCGUUUCAUUCGUUUUAAAUUAAUUUUGAUUUGGAAAAUUCUCGAUUUUACAAUAUGUAACAAAAAUCGUGUUCAAAUGUUUUUUCUUUACUAAAUUAAAACGCACACAAUAAAAUCAAUACUCCAACAACUUCUUACGUCCUGGUAAUAUUCAAAUAUAAUGUCUUGGUAAUUUCUGAGAAUUAAAUCAACUCAUAUUAUAAAUAAGUACGUCCCGUAUUUAUUUGUAAACCAGUAUUUUUAGGAUAUAUAUAUGUAAAAGAUUUUUGUUACAUAAUGUAUUGUUCCACCGGCUCCCACAUUGAAAGCUCAAACGCAGCUCAAAGUCCUUAUGUAAAUAGAUGUAGAUUCUCUAGGUAACCAUUCCUAAGUUUUAAUAUAAGUAUAUGUACAGAAUUAUUUUUAGUGAAACUUUUUAGAGAAUUAUAUUCUGUGGGCCGCCGCUUUUAUUAAUUAUUUAUUAGCACAACAUUUUCUACACUUGAUUUUUUAUCCGAUGUUAAAGAUUCCGUCAUAAAAAAGCUAAUCUGAUAAAUCUGAAAGGUUUUAAACGAUUGUUAUUAAUUUUGAAACAACAUGUUUGUUUACACUUCGCCGUUGAAUUCAUCCGCCAUUUUGAAUUAAGCUAGUCGUAAAUUAUAUAUCAAACGUGGCAUUUUUGUGACAGAAUCUUUUAAUUUGUGCUAAACCACCCAAAUUCUGUAUCUUUGUAAGAACCAUUUACCCCCUUUUUCAUUAAAAAUAUGUUUUAUGAAAGUCAUCUCUUUGAGUCACAUCUUAUUUGAUUUAAAGAGACGAAUUUACAGUACUUUAGUAGCAAACUGCAUUUUUAUGAAUAACGGGGUUUUGUAGAGAUUAGCACAAUAUUUUUUAUCGCAAUAGGGUAACACUGGCUGAAAAAUGUAACAGAUUACAAAAGAAAGUAAAUAGACUACGAAGAUAUAUUUUAAUUGUAAAAACAGUACAAUUUAUUUUCCGGUCUUGUAUGAUUUUGGCUGAUACGAUUCUAGCAAUAUUCGUAAUGUUUUAGUAAAUUUUAUUAUAAAUGUAAAUACAAUUUAUGCGUAAUUAAUUAUACUGAAAUCGUUACAGAAUUAUUCAAAUGUGAAUAAAUAUAUUAUUUCAUAUUUA